Lichtheimia ornata is the source of this 678-nucleotide messenger RNA. RefSeq lists its product as uncharacterized. Gene Ontology annotation, cellular component: endomembrane system; membrane. The transcript has 5 exons. The record is from RefSeq and is a predicted model, not a curated record. NCBI's taxonomy places the organism in Eukaryota, Fungi, Mucoromycota, Mucoromycetes, Mucorales, Lichtheimiaceae. The coding region runs from base 1 to 678 and encodes 225 amino acids.
AUGAAAAAUGCAUCCUGGGGAAGUGCCCUCGUUAACGGCGUGGGCUUGAUAUCCAACCUCAUGGCUUUGUACGCUGCCAACUUUGUCUACGAGAAUCCCUAUGCAACGGGCUUUGGUGGUCAUUUUCAGUAUUUGACAAUCCUUGGCCUUACAACAGCUACACUCGCAUGUGCUGUAAAGUUGGUACGCUUCUUUGUCCCUGGUGCAAUGGAAGUGUGCUAUGAAGUUUUGACAAACAUCGCUACACCGAUGGAAGGCCUUAUCAGCUUAUUGUAUUGGUCCAUGGUGUUUCUCGAGCCAACCCUGCUUAUUCCAGAAGACAUGCCUCCUAUUCCAGUCGUUGUUGAUUGUGCCCUUCAUCUUUAUCCGGCGCUCUUUUUAUGGAUCGAUUUCUUGGUUUUCAACAUUAAUUUCAAACGCUCGCCUCGACAUGUUGCUGUGAUAUAUGGGUUCGCUAUGUUUUACUUGGCUUGGUCAUGGUUAUGUCAAACACAAAAUGGACAUUGGCCUUACCCAUUUUUGGACAAGUUGACACCUGUACCACGAGCCGGCUUUUACCUCUUUUGCGGCACGCUUUGUUGGAUCAUUUAUGAAGCAGGUGCCGUGAUUCAUGCUAAAUUGCAUCAAUCAUCAAGCACUGCCGCUUACUACCGGAAAAUGAAGGCCAAGAAAUUAUAG